AUGACCAGGCCCGUUUUCAAAGCUCCCCAGAACGAUGUGGUUAUGGCUGUGGUCGGACUUCAACUGACCCAUAGUCAGCUGAAAGCAAUCUUUGAUCGCGUGACCAAUAGCUGUGUGGCCGGUCACUGUCAACCAUGUGGAUCGCCCAAUGUGCACUGUUACGUCAUCAACCAGGCCGCAUUGGUGCUUGUUUCUUCCAAAGGAGAAAAAGAGGUUGGACAAAGUUUAAAGGAAAUCAAUUGUGCUUUGGUCGAAGCCAUGGUCAAUCAAUCUGCUCUGACUCAAUACUAUUUGUACGAUUUCCAAGGGAUAUGUAUCGAAGUGAGCCGAGAUGUGAUGAGCUUCGCCACACGACUAGUUGCGGUUCUGAAGAGCGCACAAGCUGGACCUGAAGGAGAUAGUCAAUGGGAGAAUACACUUAAGUUUGCAUCUUUGAAUACGCAAAUUCCCUCAGAAGAAGCUAUCGGAUUUUGA
This is a messenger RNA of Echinostoma caproni, 474 nucleotides long. Lineage: Eukaryota; Metazoa; Platyhelminthes; Trematoda; Plagiorchiida; Echinostomatidae. The record is from the annotation of a GenBank genome assembly.